Messenger RNA from Parnassius apollo (apollo), 981 nucleotides. Lineage: Eukaryota; Metazoa; Arthropoda; Insecta; Lepidoptera; Papilionidae. The record is from the annotation of a GenBank genome assembly.
AUGAUUUCUCUUGAACGCCAAGAUUUACGUGAUGAAAAUGCAAGAUUGAAUGAAAGAGUGGAUUCUUUAAUGGAGGAAUUAUCUAAACCUCAAAAAGAAAUAGAUUCCUUAGAAAGGCAGUUAUAUGAAUUAAAAUGUGAAGGAACUUUAGCUCUUUUAUUAAAAGAAAAAAUAACAGAAUUGGAAAUAUGUUUAGAAGAGAGAAAGAAAAAAGUAGAAGAAUUAGUAGUGCAGUCAAGAAAAGAAAAGGGCGAAACUUCUUGUUUACAAACUAAAUUAAGGGAUCUAGCCGCAAAUUUAGAACCAAAAGAAAAACUAUGCAAGGAAUCAGAAGAUGAAAAAACUAAAGAUCUUAAUAAGAUCGGAGAGUUAAAUAAACUUUUGGAUCAAGAAAGAAAAGAAAAUGAAAAGUUGCGCGAUAAUAACAGAAAAGGUGAAAAUAAGCUUGCUAAUGGAAUAACUUUCCCGAAGCCACUUUCUCCUCGCACAUCCACACCAAGAAGAUAUUCUAGAAAAUCGCUAUCUCCUAAAAAGGAAGAUGAGGAUGAGAGUAAAGAAAAUUCAGAGCAACUGAAUCACGAAAAUCCUAACACAAGUUCCUGCAGCCCUAAUUUAUCGCUUUUUAGGGAUGCAAAAAAUAAUUCCUAUCACACCUUAAAGAUAAAAAAAUCUUUAGAGAAAAGAUUAGAGGCCAAAGCGAAUCACAUAUUUGAAAUAACAGACGAAUUGAAAAAGAUAGCGAAGGAAAAAGAUGAGCUUGGUAAGCAAAAAGAAGAAUUACUUUAUGAAAUCACACGUUUAUGUGAACAUUUACAAGAAAAAGAAGGUAAUCUAGCCGAAAAAGAAAAACGCAUGACGGAAUUGAAAAGGAAAACAAACAAUAAUAAACAUGCAGAAUUAAAAAAUGAAGAAUUAUAUAAGGAAAUAGAAAAAUUGUGUAAGGAAAAACAUAUAUUAUGUGAAAAAAGAAGAAUUACAUAA